UCCUCCUAUAGACUGGACUCACGGUGAGCUGUAAGGAAAGCUGUCAGGAUCCUCUGAGUGACACCAAGACCCACAGCUGUCAUGGGCUCCACAGACAGGGCCUUACUUUGUAGCUCUACUCUUCUGGAACUCAGUUCCCAACACCCACAUCAGGUUCACAGCAGGCUGUAACUGCCCCUCCAGGGGAUCCAAGACCCUCUUUAGUCACCAGACAUUCACAAGGUGCAAAGACAUAAAUACAAGCAGGCAAAUCUUCCUCUACAUGAAAUAACUAUCAAGGGGAAAGGUCGCAUUCAAGGACUGGACCACAGGCACACAGUAGAUGAUGCCGUCACUGGACUCUCCCUCUUCCUGGGGACGAGAGACUCACUUUCUAGCUGUUCUGAGCUGAAAAUCAUACGUGUCUCUGCAAAGCAGCAUGACAGCUCCCUGGUGUAUCUGUCCUCUCAGGAUGCCAUCACAAAGUGACACUGGAGAGGAAAGGCUUCAUCAUGUCUGUGGUUGAGUACCUCUGGGACACAAGGAAUACAGAGGCCCUGCAGGUCUUGCCAACUAAAGAGGAAUCCGGAAUACAACUUGUAGAAAGAGCUGGUUUGUCCAGUUUCUCUCUAUUUAAUUUGAUGUUGGCUGUCGGCUUGUGGUUUAUUGUUUAUAUUAUAUUUAGUCUCUCUCUUUACAGGAAAGUGAAAGAUGCCUCACACGAAGCUCAUGGUGAGACCACAGUGGAUACAGAAGUAGCCGAUGAAGAGAAGCUCCAAAAGGCCCUGCAGGAGAAGAAAAGGUUUUUGAAAGUUUAUCCUCAGGUGAAACGGGAGCUUGAGGAGCGCAUCAGGAAGCUCCACGCCCUUGCAGACAAGAUUGACAAGGUGCACAGGGGCUGCACCAUCACACAGGUGGUGGCCAACUCCACCGGUGCUGUGUCUGGGGUCAUGACGGUCCUUGGUCUCACUCUGGCACCUGUGACAGCAGGAGUCAGUCUGGGACUUUCAGCCACAGGCUUGGGGCUUGGGGCUGCAGCAGCUGUGACGAGUGUUUCCGCAACCAUUGUGGAAAAGGUGAGCACAGCGUCGGUGGAAGCUGAAGCCAGCCAGCUUCUGCCAAGGAGCAAUGACACUGAGAAGGACAUUAAAAGCAACAACACUGAGAAGGUCAUUAAAGAAGUUUUGGAGAAGAACACCCCCAGGCUUAUUUCUGUAUCUAAGAAUUCCUUCCAGAACCUGGAAGGCAUAAAGAAGAACAUUGAUGCCAUCAAGCUGACCAAAGCCAGCCCUCGUCUGGCAAAUAGUGCCAAGCGUCUAAUGACCACAGGGAAGGUGUCAGCCCAAAGCACUAGACAGGUGAAGAAAGCCUUUGGAGGCACUGCUCUGGCAAUGACCAAAGGAGCCCGGAUCAUGGGUGCAGCCACUGCAGGUCUCGCCCUUGUGCUAGAUGUGGUCAGCCUCAUAGAAGACUCAAAGCAUUUGCAGCAGGGUACAAAGGCAGAGUCUGCUACAAAGCUGCGGCAGCAGGCUCAGGACAUGGAGCAGAAGUUGCAGGAGCUUAUCCGGGUUCAUGACAGUCUGAAUCAGUGGCCUCUUCCUCAGUGCAGCUCAGAGGACUGGGGGUGGGGCGUGCUGGACAGAGCCUGGACACUCGAUGGCUCAUGAAUGUAUUCCCUUUAUACCAAAUGCCAUAAUAGUGAUAGUACCUGCUAGAGGAGAGGCCAUAUUAAGAGAAAGGAAACCAGAACACAGAUGGGACAGGCUUGUUACCUCCCACUACACACCACCUCCCUUUUAGAUCCAACAACCUCCAGCAUCCCACAUAAGGACCACGCUCCCAAGCUGGGAAGAAUAUCCAAGGCCUGACUAAGUCACAGCAUGGAUGCUUCCCAGUCACACCGACCACACUGCUCCUAACAGAGGUGCACCAUCCUUACAGUUCCCUGAGCUAUCAACUUUCCCACUGCUUUCUGAUUGCUUGCAUAGAGACCUUUUCCUUCUUCCUAGUUCUGCUUCAUUCUGUGUUUUUGCAAUUAUUUCCCAAUCUUAUAAUAAGACUCUGGGUGUGAACCCCAUUUCUUUCUUCGUGGUAUGAUUACGUGGAGUGAUGGAGAUUUUGGUGAAAUACUCAGAGGAUAGAAAGGAAGGGAUGCUGGGGACAUCAUCUGCAGGGUCAUCAAGGUUCUUGGUCAUAUGUUCCAGCCAUGGGCUCUACAGGAAGGAGGGGUGACAGGAUGUGGUGGUGAGUUUUGCUCUCUGCAAGCAGACUCUUGGGGAAAUCACAAGGCUUAACUCCUACUGAAGUUUAAAAUCUGCUGUAUUUGGAUGAGAUCUGCUGAGAUGCAUGUGAAAGCUACAUUUGCUCCAUAAUAUGUGAAGAAUUAAUUUGUAAACACUGUAAACACCAACCUGGUCAUGCUUUGUGUUUUGUGAAAAUGAUAUCACGUGUUUUCUAGGUUGUUGACUACAGAAAGUUGAUAAUUGUCUCCAGAUUUUUAUCAUCUCCUCUUUUUAAAACUCUUCUUUAUUGUGGAUUAACAAGAAUAUUUGAAAUUU
Molecule: messenger RNA, 2537 nt
Organism: Arvicola amphibius (Eurasian water vole)
Lineage: Eukaryota; Metazoa; Chordata; Mammalia; Rodentia; Cricetidae
Product: apolipoprotein L2-like
Exons: 4
Coding region: 492-1646 (384 amino acids)
Biological process (GO): lipoprotein metabolic process; lipid transport
Cellular component (GO): membrane; extracellular region
Molecular function (GO): lipid binding
Source: RefSeq, a predicted model, not a curated record